GUUAAGUCGUUUAUCAUGUCGUUAUCACACCAUUCCUGUCAUCACCGUGUUAUAUCCUUUAAUUUCAAAAUUAAGUCUCGCUUCAACGUAUCUAUUUAACUUGAAAAUUACCAAACUACAUCACUGAUUUUUAUUGUGAAUUCUGCACCCUUUAACAUCUUUUUUCCAACUUUUUUUUUUAGUGAAUUCAAUGUUGAGAUCAUGCGCCUCAAUGAUGAUUUGCUGUUGGAGUUUCCUAAAAUUUCCAAAGCACUAAAAAACAAGACUCCUCUAGAAUCUAAAUAUGCAGAAGUUAUUACCUCGCCUUUUGAAGUGAUACGCUUCGAAAACUUCAUCAAGGGUAAAGCAUCAAUCAGGAAACUAAUAAAAAAUCUAGAUCGCCUGGAGUUUGAUGAAAACGAUAAUGAUCUCCAUUGCUCCAAAGCCACCACAGACCUACACAACAUUCACUCACCGAUUAUCAAAAAAUUAAUCUCCUUAAUUGAAAAAGAUGUGGCGAAACUACUAUCAAAGCUUUACAAAAUCAAACUAAAGCCAACCAUCUCCAUAACUGCCUCUAAAUAUUUAGAUGGAGAUUAUCUUCUCUGUCAUGAUGAUAAAUGUGAGGAUCGUGCCAUUGCUUUCAUUUGGUAUCUAAGUGAAAAAUGGAGGCCUCUCUGGGGAGGUUCACUAGAUCUUUUCAAUCAAGAUGAUGAUGGUCAGCCAAAUUCCAUAGUGCGAAAGAUAUUCCCUGAAUUCAACUCAUUUGUUUGCUUUCAAGUUGGAAACUAUACAUAUCAUCAGGUAUCAGAAGUUGUAAGUAAAGACGCUGUUCGUUUAACCAUCAAUGGUUGGUUUCAUGCAAAAAGACCUCCUCUUGAUCCAGUUGCGUACAUUGACACCAUUCCACCACUGCGCCUUCCAAAGAAUUUACCGGCUAACGUUUAUCUCAGCUCUUUCAUCAAUUCCUUAUACCUGACUGAAAGUACGAUUGAAGGUUUGACUCUCAUUUUUGAAGAAAACAGAAAUGUGAUGUUACCUGAUGCGUUGUUGGAGCGGGUUUUCAAGAAUGCACUUCUGGAUCUAUUCCAAUAUUCAGUCAAGUGGCGGAAAAAAGGUCCUCCAAAUCGCAGAAAUUAUGACUGCGCUGAUGAAGGAUCCUUAGAAUUGACGCUGCAAUCGCUACUGACUGUUGUAACAUCCAAACCAAUGUUGACAUUACUAGAGAGCAUCACCAACAUGAAGCUGAAUAAAAUGUUGAAAAAUGGUGGUGGAAUCACGAUAGAGGUUCAAAAGUGGAAGAGCGGAUACUAUUCACUCCUGUACGAUGAAAAUCAGUCAUCGGAAACUGAAGGCUUGGAUAUGUAUCUAUUUUUCAAUGUAGAGGGUGUCUAUCAAGGUCUUUUUGAAACUGGUGGAACUGUUUUAUAUUCUCCUGCAACGGAGGACGAGGAGGGAACGGUGAUAGAUCCUGUCGAUAAUGCCCUCUGUCUAGUGGCAAAGAGAAAAGGCGAAACCAAGUAUGUCAAAUACUGCAACCACAAAAUGAAAAACUCGUUUUUCGUCAUUCAGAUUUCAUUUUUAAGCUGUUUUUAGCUGCUGUCUUGAAUUUUUUCAUCAAGUGGAACUGUGAUAAAUUUAUGCCUGCUUGCUUUCUUUUUGUAUAAGUUUGAAAAUUAAAUUAGGUAUAGGUUAUACUACAAAAAGAGAAAGGGAUUAGUUUUUCUUAAACAAUAAGAGCUUUUCUUUUUUCAAUCCAUCAGUAUUUAUGGAUAUUUUACUGUACGCAAAAAUUUGAAGGCAACUGUUUUGUGCCAGAAAAUGAUUUUACAAUCUAAUGAAUUAUUGAAAACAUUUUAUUGAAUCCAAAACAAAAUUUUACAGUAAGAAAGAUAAGAUAGAAUCAAUCAAGUACUAGACAGUUUCAAUGCAAAGAUAAUGAACAAUUUAAAAAACAAAAAUUCAAUUUAUCUCUUUCAAGGUAAAGGCACAUACAAAAGAAAAUCUGCUUUUUUAAUCAAAAACACUAGCACCUACCUCAUUCCAGAUUUGUUUAACUUAUCUCUGACAAAACGCUCCAUUACAUACAAAUUAGCAGUUAGUUAUCCUCUGUAUUCGUGAAGAAAGACAGAGACAUACACAUACAUCUCUCUGGAUAGAUACAUCUCUCCAGGAGAUUUUGGUUGAGAGAAAUGAAAAAAAAAGGGGGGAGAUUAAUAAUCUGGAAUGAAGUCGCAACACUCUAAUGUGGGACUGUAAAAUGGUUCUAAUUAUUCACCGUUUACUAUAAAGUAACCUGAUGCCUUCAGCUACUGACGCCCAGAAAUCGCAGCGAUUAGAAGUUCAUCAGAGUAUUUUCCACUUGAAAGGUUCACCAGACCUCUUUUAAGAGCCAUUCUCUAGGAUGAAACCAUCCAAAACUUUCCUAUCAUUCGCCUCUAAAAGAAACGUUUCAGCAAACCUGACUAGCCUUUGCAGCUAUCUAUGAAAAGACGAACAUAUAAAAACUUGUAUUAACGUAAACUAAAGUCUCUCUUUUUCACAAGCAAACAGUGUAUCAUCUAGCCUCAUUUAUGUAUUCUUUGGAAAGGCUUGCUUGAUAACUUCCUGGGGUAAAAUAUUAUUUUAAGAGAGGGAAUUUAUUCACUUACAAUAACAUAUUAAGGUUGAAAUUAAGAUUUUUCUCUGCAUACCACAACCCUAAAAUUCUAUAACAAAGCCUUCUUUCCUGAAUUAAAUAUUCCAACAGCUUGUCAACUAAAACAAACCAGGUUUC
This is a messenger RNA of Bemisia tabaci, 2755 nucleotides long. It is a transcript of the gene sud1, whose product is annotated as Prolyl 3-hydroxylase sud1. The record is from RefSeq and is a predicted model, not a curated record. Gene Ontology annotation, molecular function: iron ion binding; L-ascorbic acid binding; peptidyl-proline dioxygenase activity. Gene Ontology annotation, cellular component: cytoplasm. Gene Ontology annotation, biological process: regulation of translational termination; peptidyl-proline hydroxylation. Lineage: Eukaryota; Metazoa; Arthropoda; Insecta; Hemiptera; Aleyrodidae.